Messenger RNA from Neurospora tetrasperma FGSC 2508, 767 nucleotides. RefSeq lists its product as uncharacterized. The record is from RefSeq and is a predicted model, not a curated record. NCBI's taxonomy places the organism in Eukaryota, Fungi, Ascomycota, Sordariomycetes, Sordariales, Sordariaceae. The transcript is spliced from 3 exons. Gene Ontology annotation, biological process: protein folding in endoplasmic reticulum. The coding region runs from base 23 to 595 and encodes 190 amino acids. Gene Ontology annotation, cellular component: EMC complex.
CGACACAGGCACAACGCCCGCCAUGACAGACCUCAAACCCGUUGCCGACCCCGCCCCCAGAUGGGUAACCGACCUCGCCAACCCACCGCCUUACAAGUCCAAGCCUGCCAGCAUCCCCGACCCCCCAGGCUACUCGUCGCAAGCCGUGUCCGGUCCUUCCAAGAAGAAGGAUGUCUCCCGCGCCGCCCCCCGCGAACAACCCUCCCCCGAAAAGAUGGACCAGCUCAAGCUCAAAAAGGCCUGGGAAGUCGCCCUCGCGCCCGCCAAGAACCUGCCCAUGACUCUCAUCAUGAUGUACAUGUCCGGCAACUCGCUCCAGAUCUUCAGCAUCAUGAUGGUGUUUAUGGCCUUCAAGAACCCCAUCAUGGGCUUGUUGUCGACCAACCAGGCCUUUGAGCGAUUCGAGACGGACAGCAACCGGGGGUCUAUUCUGCAGGUGAAGGCGGCCUAUGUGCUUAUGCAGGUGUUGGCGCUGGCGGUGGGCGUGUGGAAGAUUAAUAGUAUGGGACUACUACCGACAACGAGAUCCGACUGGCUUGCUUGGGAAGUGCGCAGGGAACCGCUGGAACAUGCUGUACCAGCGUUGUCGUUAUGAGACCUCGAACUUAAUGGACAAUGGUAGAGGGUGACUGAGUCUCAACUUCGCUGAUACUAUACACACGCGAAAUAUGCACAUGACCAGCAAUUGACAUGGCUUUGGAACGAAGAGACGAUUGAUGAUACACCAUGUCACCCAAUUUUGGCCCAGCGCAGAAAAUUAGACUCCG